AUGUCCCCCACAACAGCUCUUCAGGGCCGCCUGAAAGAGCUCUCGACUUCCCUGGGACAAAUCCAGCCUCUUGUGGACCGAUUACACGAUUUUACUGCCUCUAUUGGCCAGGGUGAUGAGGCCCGCCUGGAGCUUGGGAGCGAAAUUCAUUCUCGAUUAAAAGAAGCCGAGCAUGAGUUGGAGUUGCUCCGUGUGGAGGUCGAAGCGCUGGACACAAGUUCAGAUAGCAGGCGGAAGUCAUCUGCUGCCCAUGGAGAAAAAGAAGCCGAGAGAGAGCGGGUGGUUCAUAUGGCGGGACGAAUGGCGGAUGAUCUCAAGAGAACACGAGUCGAGUUCCGAACAGCACAGUUACAAGCGAAGCGGAAUGCCGAGCUAGCCAAGCGGAAGGAAAGAGAGUUGCUACUGUCAAGAUCGCACUCUUCUGGGAACAAUCAGCAUACGGAAAAGUUCACUCAAGAUGAUCUUAUUUUGAACGCCUCGAACGACGUUACAUCUGCGCUGCGUCGAACCCACCAACUCAUGCAAGCGGAGCUCUCCCGCAGUCAAUUCGCCCAAUCGACACUUGAACAAUCUACGGCUGCAAUCUCGUCUCUGUCCGAGUCCUAUAGCAGCCUUGACACACUUAUCUCCUCAUCUCGUAGUCUCGCGAACUCUCUUCUCCGCUCCCAGAAGUCCGAUACAUGGUACCUCGAAACCGCAUUCUAUAUCUUACUUGGAACAAUCGGGUGGCUCAUUUUCCGACGGAUCUUCUACGGGCCCCUUUGGUGGCUCCUCUGGCUGCCUUUGAAGCUCGUCGCUCGUGUUGCCUUUGCAAGUACAGGUGCCAUUGGGAUCUCUAAUGCAGCUUUGAAGUCUGCUUCAGGAUCAUUUUCCAGCGAAAUUUCUGUCGCACUUCAUCAGACAGCCACGUCGGUUGCGACAGGAACCAUAGUAUCCAGUACCACUGCCUGGGACCAAGAACCAUCCGCACCGGCUGACAACAACCGUCGGAUUGAUGAGAUUGGAGAGAUGGUAGAGCGAGCGAAGCAGCAGGGCAUGAACAUGGAUGAUUACACUCCGGAAGAGAUCGAAAGACUUGCAAAGCUUCCUCGGAAUACCAAAAAGAGGAUGUUCGAGGCCCCGAGAGAGGAGCAGCCGCGAGAUGAGCUGUAG
Penicillium paradoxum is the source of this 1152-nucleotide messenger RNA. Its product is annotated as putative protein transport membrane glycoprotein Sec20. The record is from RefSeq and is a predicted model, not a curated record. The transcript has 3 exons. The coding region runs from base 1 to 1152 and encodes 383 amino acids. Gene Ontology annotation, cellular component: SNARE complex; endoplasmic reticulum. Lineage: Eukaryota; Fungi; Ascomycota; Eurotiomycetes; Eurotiales; Aspergillaceae. Gene Ontology annotation, molecular function: SNAP receptor activity. Gene Ontology annotation, biological process: retrograde vesicle-mediated transport, Golgi to endoplasmic reticulum.